This is a messenger RNA of Nanorana parkeri, 792 nucleotides long. It is a transcript of the gene FASLG, whose product is annotated as Fas ligand. Gene Ontology annotation, cellular component: membrane. The transcript has 4 exons. The record is from RefSeq and is a predicted model, not a curated record. The coding region runs from base 40 to 792 and encodes 250 amino acids. Gene Ontology annotation, molecular function: tumor necrosis factor receptor binding. Gene Ontology annotation, biological process: positive regulation of canonical NF-kappaB signal transduction; extrinsic apoptotic signaling pathway via death domain receptors; immune response. NCBI's taxonomy places the organism in Eukaryota, Metazoa, Chordata, Amphibia, Anura, Dicroglossidae.
UUGAAAUACAAAGACUCACUUCACAUCUGUACAAUCAAGAUGGAACAUAUGCAGCAACACAUGGGCUAUCCAGUCUUCUGGACAAACCAAACUCAGAGGCCGCCAGUUUUGACCCAUUCAUCUAUGUACCCACCCCUGCCACCUUUUCCAGACUUCAGGAAGAAGAGGCGCAAAGAGGGAACUUGUGUAUAUCUCUUCAUCAUUUUUCUUCUGGUUCUCCUGGCAUUAACUGGAGUGGGCAUAAGUACUUACAAAAUAAUGGAGCUGCAGAAGAAAGUUGACCAAGUCAAAGAGACUUCUGCUGAUGCUAUUUCAAUGUCGAAUCCCUCCACAGAGAAGUUAACAGGAGAACCUCAGGAAAAAAAAGUAAGCAGACAAGCUGCCCAUGUAACCGGAAAAGAAAGUCCAAAUUUGCCUUUAAUCUGGGAGGACAGUAAAGGACGGGCUUUUACUAACGGCAUUCAGUACAGGAACAGAGGAUUAGUGGUGAAUGAAACUGGCCUACACUUUCUAUAUUCCUCCAUCUACUUUAGAAGUACAAAUUGCCCAAAAGAUCCAAUGGAACUGACACAUGUUGUCUACAAAAAGCCAUCCCGAUAUCCAGGUGUGAUGAAACUCAUGGAAAGUACGGAACAGCAUAACUGCAAGCCACUUAAUACUUGGGCAAGGCACAGUUACCUUGGAGCAGUAUUUAACCUCACUCGUGAUGAUGUCUUAUAUGUCAAUGUUUCUGAUGUCGCACUAGUCAGUAAUGACGAAACAAAAUCGUUUUUUGGCCUUUACAAACUAUGA